GGUCGGCGAGAUUAUUUGGCUGCUCCACGGGCGCAUGUAGGGGCAUUGGUGCAGCUAGUCUGCUGUGUCUGAGAGUGAGAUCCUAGUUGGUACCCUGACCCGCCGCGUCAGGUCGAGUCCACGCCGGUCCGCCGAGCACCGCAGCCACACGCAGCUCCGCGAUGUCCGAGUCCGAAGCGUCGUUGGCCGCCCUCUUGCAGGGCGGCAAUGGCAACAGCCCCGACGGCGCCGUCAUUUCGGACGUGCCUGUCACCGACCCUGGCUCUUCCGGAGAGGGUGUCGUAGUGAGCAGCUCAUCGACAACAGUCACGGCAGCAGUCGCGAGCAGGCUGUUGAACCCCAAUGAAGGCCCGGUUGUGGUAAUCCGCUAUGCUCGGGGAUUCACGCGGAUUCAUGACACAGGAAGAGCUUCCGGCGCUAUGAAGAAGUCCAACAGGUACAGGAGCCGCUCACUCUCUGCUUCCUCCAACGACUCUUACAGCUCAGCUUCCUACACUGGCAGCAGUUCAGACGAAGAUGAUGUCUCACCUCGUGAUAAAUCGCAAAAGACUUCCAAGGGCCUCACAGACUUUUGUGUCCGAAAUAUCGACCAGCAUCUCUUUGGAAGGAGGGAAAUCGAAAUUGCUGAGCAAGAAAUGCCCGGAAUCAUGGCGUUACGGAAGCGUGCCGGCGACGACAAGCCGCUGAAAGGAGCAAAGAUUGUUGGCUGCACGCACAUCAACGCGCAGACGGCCGUUCUGAUCGAGACGCUGGCCGAAUUGGGCGCCCAAGUGCGAUGGGCAGCGUGCAACAUCUACUCGACGCAGAACGAGGUGGCUGCCGCGCUCGCCGAGGCCGGCUUUUCCAUUUUCUCGUGGCGCGGUGAGUCUGAGGAGGACUUCUGGUGGUGCAUCGACAAGUGUGUCAACUCGGAUAACUGGCAGCCCAACAUGAUUCUCGACGACGGCGGUGACGCUACGCACCUCAUGCUCAAGAAGUAUCCAGCCAUGUUCAAACUGAUCAAGGGAAUCGUGGAGGAGAGCGUUACAGGGGUGCACCGUCUGUAUCAGUUGUCCAAGGCGGGCAAGUUGACAGUGCCGGCUAUGAACGUUAAUGACUCUGUCACCAAAACAAAAUUUGAUAACCUGUACAGCUGUCGUGAGUCAAUUAUUGAUAGUUUAAAAAGGUCAACAGAUGUGAUGUUUGGCGGCAAGCAAGUGGUAGUCUGUGGCUACGGAGAAGUGGGAAAGGGUUGCUGCCAGGCCCUCAAAGGGCUCGGCUGUGUGGUCUACGUCACAGAAAUCGACCCAAUUUGUGCGUUGCAAGGCUGUAUGGACGGCUUCCGAGUGGUGAAGCUGAACGAGGUUAUCCGCAACGUGGACAUUGUUAUCACAGCCACUGGCAAUAAAAACGUGGUCACAAGGGAUCACAUGGACAAGAUGAAAAACGGCUGCAUAGUCUGCAACAUGGGUCACUCCAACACUGAAAUUGAUGUUAAUAGUCUUCGCACCCCUGAUCUGACCUGGGAAAAAGUACGCUCGCAGGUUGAUCACGUGAUCUGGCCCGACGGGAAAAGAAUCAUUCUGCUGGCUGAGGGUCGCCUUGUGAACAUGAGUUGUUCCAGCCUGCCCUCGUUUGUCGUUUCAAUUACCGCAGCCACGCAGGCCCUCGCCCUCAUCGAACUGUUCAACGCACCCCACGGCCGAUACAAGUCCGACGUCUACCUCUUACCCAAGAAAAUGGAUGAAUAUGUGGCCAGUCUCCAUUUGCCAACGUUUGAUGCUCACCUCACUGAACUGACAGACGAGCAGGCCAAAUACAUGGGGCUUAACAAAGCCGGACCCUUCAAGCCAAAUUACUACAGAUACUAACUUUCGUGCGUGAAUUUGGAAUGUGGCGUGCAGUUGUCAACUCGACGUAACAUUUUUUAGAUCUUGAGCCAUUACCAAGCUGAGAGUAUUAAUUGAUUGCCUUUGUUGAGGUCGGCACUUUUUAAAAAUCGUUUAACCAGUGGCUACGUAGUUAUUUUUGGGGUCUAUAGUUUCGAUUUGGUUGUUUUUAAUCAAUAUUACGGUAUAUUGCAAAAAGUGCGAGUAGAUAAUAAUAAAUGAAUAUAAGCCAUAUAUUUUUUAAUUAGAAAGAGCGUAAUGGUGGGUGUUUUGCAGAAUUUAGUGAUUAUUGUGAUCCAAAUUGUGUGGCAGAAUGCCCAUAAGAAUGUACUAGACAAUGAGCGUCGCUGCGUUGAGCGAAUAAGAAAUUGACAAAAAUCGUAGUUUUUUGUUCUAAUCUACAUAAAUUUUGUGACGAAUAUUUACUUUUUUCCAAGUAUACAAUGUUACAUACUCUCAUGUUUUGAGGUGCAUUUUGAAUAUUGAGCAUUUUCAUGUACGCGACCUUACAUAUACCGUGGUUUUUCCGAGGCAUUCAGGGUGUUGAUUUCUUUUCGCUACAUACUGCUAGAGUCCGAGUUAUUAUAGCAUUGUUGAGAAGUACGUGAAGAAACAACGCAGUCCAUCAUCCGACUUAAUACAUGAUGACGACGAAUGUUAUUUUGUUAUGGACACAGGAAUUUGAUUAAUUAAUAAAAAUGAUGCAAGUCGUAGCCUUACACUAAA
Messenger RNA from Cloeon dipterum, 2594 nucleotides. RefSeq names its product adenosylhomocysteinase-like 1. Lineage: Eukaryota; Metazoa; Arthropoda; Insecta; Ephemeroptera; Baetidae. The transcript is spliced from 12 exons. Gene Ontology annotation, biological process: L-methionine cycle. The record is from RefSeq and is a predicted model, not a curated record. Gene Ontology annotation, cellular component: cytosol. Bases 162 to 1850 code for a protein of 562 amino acids.